Messenger RNA from Cylas formicarius (sweet potato weevil), 821 nucleotides. It is a transcript of the gene Xpac, whose product is annotated as DNA repair protein complementing XP-A cells homolog. Gene Ontology annotation, molecular function: damaged DNA binding. The record is from RefSeq and is a predicted model, not a curated record. Lineage: Eukaryota; Metazoa; Arthropoda; Insecta; Coleoptera; Brentidae. The transcript has 4 exons. The coding region runs from base 27 to 818 and encodes 263 amino acids. Gene Ontology annotation, cellular component: nucleotide-excision repair factor 1 complex. Gene Ontology annotation, biological process: nucleotide-excision repair involved in interstrand cross-link repair; nucleotide-excision repair, DNA damage recognition; base-excision repair.
UUAUCUGUGGAAUUUAAAGUUUAAACAUGUCUGCUGGAGACGAAGAUCUACCGCAUUAUUUGCGUAAACGAAUAGAAAAAAAUCGACUAAAAGCAGUUGCUCUGAAAAACACCAAGCUAGUAUGCCAUCCGUACUUUAAAGGAGAUGUGUCCAGUGUCAAUAAAACAACAAUAACCGUGGGAAAUACGAAAUUCAAAGAUACAGGGGGAGGAUUUUUGUUGGAAGAACAUGAAAAUGAACCUGAAGAAUCGGAGUAUCCUUUGGUACAAGCAGAAGCGCCAAUAAUUGAACCGGAUCGUCCAGAAUGUGUAGAAUGCGCAAAACCAUUUGCUACAUCAUGGCUUUUUGAACAAUUUGAUUGUAGAUGCUGCGAUGAAUGCAAAGAACAGGAAAAGUACAAGUUUAUAACAAAAACAGAAGCAAAAACAAAGUAUCUCUUGCAAGACUGUGAUUUUGAUAAAAGAGAGCCUCCAUUAAAGUGCAUCAAACGUAAAAAUCCACACAAUGUUCGUUGGGGAGAGAUGAAACUCUAUCUUGAAAUUCAAGUGGAAGCAAGGGCUAUCGAAAUUUGGGGAACCGAAGAGAAAAUCGAAGAAGAAAAGGAACGAAGGGAAGAAAAGAAGGUCCAAGCAAAAAUGAAGAAGCAUAAUAAACAGUUGAAGGAAUUACGGAUGAAUAUGAGAAGUAGUUUGUAUGAUAAAUCCUCUGGAAGAUCUCACUCUCAUGAAUUUGGACCCGAGAGCUACAAUGAGCAGGAAGAUACUUACACCAGAUGCUGUACCACUUGUCCCUAUGAGGAAACCUUUGAAAAAAUUUGAAUU